Aaosphaeria arxii CBS 175.79 is the source of this 2649-nucleotide messenger RNA. RefSeq lists its product as uncharacterized. Gene Ontology annotation, biological process: mitotic cell cycle; intracellular signal transduction. The record is from RefSeq and is a predicted model, not a curated record. The transcript has a single exon. Bases 213 to 2279 code for a protein of 688 amino acids. Lineage: Eukaryota; Fungi; Ascomycota; Dothideomycetes; Pleosporales. Gene Ontology annotation, molecular function: histone H3T3 kinase activity. Gene Ontology annotation, cellular component: cytoplasm; nucleus.
CUCACGAGAAGGAAAAUCAAGUGCACAGAGGUACAUACUCCUACUUCUCUCCCACAAUCCCCUCGCCGUCAUUGUUACACAAGAAAAAACAACACCACACAGACAACCUCCAGCACGACACGAACCCCUAAAAAACAACACAGCCAAGCAAGAACGAAGACACCACCCAAAGGUCUGGGUCGGAAAACCACAGCCCACCCACCACACCAACCAUGCCGCCGAAGAACGUCUACGGCAAGCGCACAAAGACGACCACAGCGGUCGUGGCAGCCGGCGGUGCGGGCGGAUUCGCGAGGUUCAUAUGCACGCCUGAGAAAGCGGCGCGGGAGGAUGUGGAUGCGGAUGUGGAUGUUGAGGGGUUGGAGGUUGGGUUGAGGGGGUUGAGCGUUGCUGGUGGUGGUGUUGAGGGGGAGGAGGAUAGGAAGGGGAGUGAAAGGUCGAGGAAGGCGUUGGAGAGUAGGGAUGUUAAUGCGGAGACGAAGAGGAAGAAGAAGGGGGCGAGGAAAGAGAAGAAGAGUGGGAGGGCUGAGGGGGUGGAGGUUGUGGAUGAGAAUGUUGGGGUGGAGGAUGGUGCUGUGAAGUCGGAGGACUCGAGUUCAGGGAAGGAUGCUGGGCGGACGAAUGUUGCGACAAGUGAGGGGGAUGUGUCGAGAUCGAAAGCUGGGAAAACUCCUGUGCGCUCGAAGUCUCACAGGUCGAAGUCUCGGUCGAGAAAGCAGCUGCGAGCUCCGGUGGCUGAGAUUUCCGAGGACGAUAUGUAUACGACAUAUGUCAAAUCUCUGUUGCAGUGCAGCGAGCGGCGAGAGAUUGUCUCUUUCGACGAUUGGUCUUCACAAUUGGACUCGGUUGUCGAUGUGUCUAAGAUUGCGGAGGCAUCUUUCAGCGAAGUCUACCGUCUGAGCGUCAAGACAGCCCGAACAGAUUGUUCGAGUGAGUCUGUCCUCAAGCUUGUCGCUCUCAAGACACCUGAGAAUAUGCCUCUACCUAGCGAGUUGAAGGAGAAUGAUCGACCACGCCGAAAAGGUGACUUCGAGUGUCAACUACAGAAAGAAAGAGAGGAACGCGAAGAGCAGGAUAUGUGGAAGUCAAGUGUCGAUGAUGUCAAUUCAGAAGUGCGUUUGUUGCAGAAUCUGAAUGAUAUUCCUGGAUUCACGACAUUUCGGGACCUCACCAUUCUCAAAGGCAGGCCGUCUUCCUCGUUUUCCAAAGCCUGGAAGUCAUGGAAUAAAUCGAGGCCUAAAGGGAAGAAAAGCGAAUUCCCAGAUCCAUCGAAAAAGACAAGCUAUCAAGACGAUCAACUAUGGGCAGUCAUUGAAAUGCAAGACGCGGGCAGCGACUGCGGAAAGGUCUUCGAAGCAGGUGGAAUCAGCACCAUCUGGGAGGUGUGGGACAUAUUCUGGAGUGUCUGUAUAAGCGUCGCAAAAGCGGAGCAGACGUGCGAAUUCGAGCAUCGAGACCUGCACAUGGACAACAUCUGCGUACGCUCGUCCACGGACGAAGCCGAUUUGACGAAUCGUGUCGUCCAGAAGCCACUGAAGAGGAAGUUAGGGUUUACUGGGCUCGAAACUACUGUCAUUGAUUACACGCUGUCGCGUGCAAAUAUGAUCAAGACUCCUUCAUCCCAGCGCACAUCCUUAUCCUCAUCAGCUUCUCCGAUCUUUAGACUCGAUCAAUCAGAUCAGGGUCAAGUCGCCUACCUCGACUUGAACAAAGACCCCGCCCUCUUCACCGGCGACGCAGAAGAAGAAUACCAGUACGAGAUCUAUCGCUACAUGCGCGGUGCCGUCUUCUACGGCGACCCACUCAAAUCACCUCCAUCGUCACAACCUACUCAGACUCCUUCUCCCACUCCUAACAACGAAGACGCCACUCAAAACCUCCCCGUCACACCCCGCCGCUCCCCUCGCAAAGCCCCCCACCCAGGCUUCCUCUCCGAACCCCCAGCAGAUAUAUGGCGACACUUCCACCCCAAGACCAACCUCAUCUGGACACACUUCAUCCUCCACCGCCUCCUCGAGAACCUGCACUCCCACGGCAACACUCCCGCCUCAAAAUCCAACGACGCCAUCAUGCACAACGUCGUUGGCGUUGACGAGGCAGACGCAUCGAAAGUGUGGAAGAAGGCCGUCAUGAUGCACAAGAUCCUCCUUAAGGUUGCGCAGAAGCUUGACCCGAAGGCGCUUGGGAGGAGAGAAGGGGGACUGGGUAGCUGUGCGGAGUUGAUUGUGCUCGCGCUUGAGGCGAGGUGGUUGGCUGUUGGGGAUGUUGAGGGGCCGUGAUGCCGAUCAUGUUUCGGCGGUAGUGUUUUUCAAAAUUUUCAGGAUGCGAGAACAAUGUUUGGGGACCAUGUCUCUUUGCAUGUCUGACAGGGUCUUUUCGUUUUGCAUUUCGGGAGUUUAUGCAUUUGCAUCUUGGGCUAUGGCGUUUGGCAUGGGCCACCUUUUUCAUGCCCCUUAUGGAUUCCAUGGGAGGCGGUUUUCGAUUUUGCACCUGGGGGAUCGUAGCAUUGCAUCUUGCAUGGUUUUGGAUCAAAAAUGACAUCCAUAUAAACGUUUUUAUCAUGAAGUGUGGUAUCAAUAUGAACCAUCAAUCGACAUACAACACUCGUCGAAGUGGGUUUGGUUCUUGAAAUGAGAGACUGAUCAUCUA